Fonsecaea erecta is the source of this 708-nucleotide messenger RNA. RefSeq lists its product as hypothetical. The record is from RefSeq and is a predicted model, not a curated record. The transcript has a single exon. The coding region runs from base 1 to 708 and encodes 235 amino acids. Gene Ontology annotation, molecular function: mRNA binding. Lineage: Eukaryota; Fungi; Ascomycota; Eurotiomycetes; Chaetothyriales; Herpotrichiellaceae. Gene Ontology annotation, cellular component: catalytic step 2 spliceosome.
AUGUCACGGUACAAGCCCCUGCGGGAAAAGAGAGCUGGCAAGAAGAAGGGUGCAGCUCCCGGAGGAGAGAGCAGGGGAAUUCAGUCCAUGUUCGCGGCGCUCUGCUCAAAAAAGAGAACCCAGAAAUCUCCUGCGUCUUCCCAGAAGGGGUUGCUAUCGACGAAAUCGAGUCCGCGGCGAGAAACCUCGACAAUCCAGCAACACGGACCAGGAGACAAACCGCAAUCCGAGAAGCCAGCGUGGGCACGUUCAAGUGCGGAGGAACCGUCGCACUCCCGCUAUGACUAUCAAUUCCUUGAUGUCGCCGACUAUCAAGAGGCCAGUGAACGUGAACGCACGCCACAUUUCGUUCAAAAUCUCGGUGAGGCUGAAUACGCAGUGGCGCUAUACCAGUACAUGCACCUCCUUGGAUACCCACCGAACAGCAUCUCGAUCCUCGCCACCUACGCUGGCCAAAGAGCGUUGGUCCGUGACCUUCUGGAGCACAGGUGCAAAAACAACGCACUUGUCGGAAUGCCGAAGAUCGUGACUACGGUCAAUAAGAACCAAGGUGAGCAGAAUGACAACGCCAUUUUGAGCAUGACAAGGACGCGGACGCUGGGUUACCUCCGAGAGAUCAGGGGGUCAACGGUCACCCUGUCGCGUGCAAGGCUCGGAUUGUAUAUUCUCGGCCGAAAAGAGCUCUUUGCAAGUUGCCUUGUGAGAUGA